AGUCCAUCACAACUCCUCUGCUCUGCACCAGAAUGGCUCCCAGCACCACCAGAGACUGUCCCGUCUCCACGCUGUCCCUCAGAGACUGUCCCGACUCCACGCUGUCGCCCAGAGACUGUCCCGUCUCCACGCUGUCACCCAGAGACUGUCCCGACUCCACACUGUCGCCCAGAGACUGUCCCGUCUCCACGCUGUCACCCAGAGACUGUCCCGACUCCACACUGUCGCCCAGAGACUGUCCCGACUCCACGCUGUCCUCCAGAGACUGUCCCGUCUCCACGCUGUCCUCCAGAGACUGUCCCGUCUCCACGCUGUCCUCCAGAGACAGACACAAACUGAGGAAGCCUGCGGUGGAGAAGAUGCGCAGAGAUCGCAUCAACAGCUGCAUCGAGCAGCUGAAGGUGAUGCUGGAGAAGGAGUUCCACAAACAGGAUCCCAACGCCAAGCUGGAGAAGGCCGACGUCCUGGAGAUGACCGUGGCCUUCCUGAAGCAGCAGCUGCAGCCUCCGAGCCCGGCCAAUCACACGGCUCACAGCCACGGCUCCUCUCACUGCUGGAAGGAGACGCUGCACUUCCUGUCCACCAGUUCCCUGCAGGAAGCAAUGCUGCCACAGCGGACGCCGCCACAGCGGCCACCGCAGUGCCUCUACACCAGCCACCACAGCCCCACGCUGCCGGCCCACAGACACGUCCAGGCUGCAGGGAAGCAGCCGGCCGUGUGGAGACCCUGGUAGAUCUGUCCUCCAUGACAACACACCAUGUGAGUCACUCGUGCAGAACAGCUGGCAUCUUUGACAGCUAG
Molecule: messenger RNA, 802 nt
Organism: Sander lucioperca (pikeperch)
Lineage: Eukaryota; Metazoa; Chordata; Actinopteri; Perciformes; Percidae
Product: transcription factor HES-5-like
Exons: 2
Coding region: 33-734 (233 amino acids)
Biological process (GO): regulation of transcription by RNA polymerase II; regulation of neurogenesis; anterior/posterior pattern specification
Cellular component (GO): nucleus
Molecular function (GO): DNA-binding transcription factor activity, RNA polymerase II-specific; protein dimerization activity; RNA polymerase II cis-regulatory region sequence-specific DNA binding
Source: RefSeq, a predicted model, not a curated record